UGCGGCCGACGGCGUCGCGCGGCGUCGUUCGUCCCGUGAAAAUUUUCGGGAAAAUCUCGUCGCGACUUUCGUCCUCGUUAAAGAAAUUCUGAAACGUGAAAAAUGGAUUUUCACCGUCGUGGUGCGUGUGUUACGUGAUGAUGGUGUGAACAUUUUUGCCUUUUUUUACUAUUUGUUUAGAAAUUUUUAUUAUUAGUUUUCUGAGGAAUUAUGAGCGGUUUUUGUUAUUUGAUAUUGGCUUAAUAUCGUUUAGCACUAAUAUAAACAUUAUAUAAACAUGUCAUACAUAAUUAUAUAAAACGUUUAUGUAACCUCGCAAACAAAAAGUGACAAACCGAACAAUGUGCAUCGUCAUCAUCGGUGUUUCAGUGAACAGCAUCUGUGCCCCAUAGAUCAGCAGCAUUUUUUAUUUGAGGAUUAUAUUCCAGAUAUGAGUCGGACAAAUAAGGGAGACGGUUUAGCGAAAUCCGAACCCACGUCAAAGGAUAUGACAGCAGUUAAUGCGUCGAUUCAUGAAUUUUCACCGGUACGUUUGCCCCUUCAACCAUACUCCGGUAGUCCGGCGGUUUUUAUGUAUUCAACCGCGUCCAACGACGGUAGUGUCACCCUGCAGCUUAAAGAACAUGAAGCUUUUGACAGAAACGGUUUGGCGGUAAUGUUGGCAAAAAUCCAAGAGAACUCCUCUUUUCCCAUCUACUCUCAAGAAACUGAUCUGCUGUUAGACGAAGGAAUCAACGUUCUUUUAGGCUCCGGUAGUUCCGGAGAAAACUCCGGUACAGACACUGUAACCGCUUCUUUCGACUUCUUCGACUCGUCCAGUGCCCACGAUCUCACCCUAUCACCCCAAACUCUUUCCAAUACUACUGAGGCCUUAAUUAAUGACAAUUCUAACAGUUUAGGACUACCCGCCGAUAACGAUACCGUAUCGACAACAACAAAAGACGACGAGAAACCGUCGGGCAGCUACACGCCGGAACCGAAAGGAAAACGGGCCAAAACCAAACCGACUUCCCCUAAUAGACAAGGACCUCAGCAAUGUACGGUGUGCUCCAAGGUAUUCGGAAACGCAUCAGCUCUGGCCAAACAUAAGCUGACCCAUAGCGACGAGCGCAAGUACAUCUGCACCGUCUGCAACAAAGCGUUCAAACGUCAAGAUCACUUGAACGGCCACAUGUUGACGCACCGCAAUAAGAAACCGUACGAGUGUAAAGCGGACGGAUGCGGCAAGAGUUACUGUGACGCGAGAUCAUUGAGGAGACACAACGAGAACCACCACGUGACGUCACACUCUUCCGGUGGUAGUACGACGACCAUGUCGCCAGCACAGGGUGCGGCGAGUGGAGAUGCCGCAUCGCCGCACGGGAGCAGUUGCAUCCAGUACGCUCCACCCCCGUCUGGAUCUCCGAAGGAGGUUAAGGAGGGAAAGACGCAGUUGCAACAGUUGUUGUCUACGGAGUCGAAGAGCAUGGGAAGUAACAACGACGGUUUAACUAAGCAACAGUUGGACCUGAUCCAUCAGAUUAUGGAACAGACCCAGAGGCAGAGCCAGAACGUUCCCUCGCCCUCAUCCAGUAAACCGUCACCUAAGAAGUCCAAAUCCAGGAGUAAGGAUAAAACUGUGGCGGCGGCCAGUUCUACAUCUUGGUCACCAAAUUCGCAACAACAAUCAUGCACCCCAGUAAAGACAAUCUCCACGGGGGCACCGAGCCCCCAGGGCAAAGUGACCACCACGACCCCAUCGACCCCAUCCCCCACCGACCAGGAUAAGACCCCCAUUCUAAAACCGGUGGAAUGUAACCUUUGCAAAAGGCGUUUUAAGAACAUCCCAGCCCUGAAUGGACACAUGAGACUCCACGGGGGAUAUUUUAAAAAGGAUCCAGAUCCGAAAAAGACCGAUAAAAAAGAGCACACCGGCCCCCCACUCCAAACCGCAAGCAGCAGCGUCCGCGCCCUCAUCGAGGAAAAGAUCAUCAGCAAAAGAAACUCCUCACCGAGCACCAGCAGCUCCACCGAAACAGUGACGCACACCUCCUCAUCAACGCAAGUAGACAUGGACCCGAAACUCCCGUCGUUCGUGGUCCCCGCCCCUCCUCAACACUCUACAGUAGUCGACAAAACUCGUAGACAUUCCGACGCGGAGGCCCUGAAGACCUCCCACUCCUCACACAACUACCAAGACGCCCAAGCGAUCGCCGACUUGAUAGUCAAGAGGGAAAAAUUAUCGGUGAAACGCACCACCUCUGAUCCUGGCCAGAAUAAUACGUCUGCACAGCAGCUCCUACAGUACCGUUCCGAGUCGUUUUCCUUGGACGGAGUCGAGAUGUACCAGGAGGAACCCCAGUUCGUCACCCCCAGUCUGGAGGACGAGGUGUUCAGCAACAAUAGUAUGAUGCUCCAAGGGGUCGACCCCAAUCAGCUCCAGUUCCAAGCAGAUUCUCUGGACGACAAUUUGCUUUCAAUCAGAGAUGAGAACUUGCUAGGAAUCAAGCCCCAAGGGGAUGAGGACCUGCAGGAGCUGAGCCUGGAUGACAUAGCCAGUUUGCACGAGGAACCUAUGACCAUUUACCCUGGAGAGCAUACGCCUGAUCAGCAACCUAUACAGAUCAGCGCGAACCAAGUGAACCAGAGCUUGCAAGCUGUGCUGAACUCACCAUUACCAGAGAGCUUGGCGGAGUUCAGCACCUACCACAUCCAGUCUCCUAGCUACCAAACUCAAUCCCCUAGCAACUACGCUCGAUCUCCACACAUAUUCACCGCACAAUCACCUUUGCAAAGUCCCAUGAUCAGGCAUGACUCUCCGGGUUUCACUUAUCCAACCCCGCCGGCAAGCCACGAGGGGCAAAGCCCGUGCUUCGGACAAAACAUCCCUCUGGUAUCCCCCAGCGAGGAGUUCGGCCACGUUAUGGAGCGAGGCAUCGACGAGCCUCCGCAAGCCUCCUCACCACUCUCCGCAGCUUUUUUCACCAGCACCAUGUCCAGCUCGGCGGAAGUCGAGGAGGCGAUCCAGGAAGUACUGCCCGGCGAAAGCCUCAAUGAAGACAACCUCUACCCUCUUUCAAACACACCCCCCUCGCAAUCUGAGAACGACUCUUUAGGUCUCACUCCGGUACCAUCCCCGCAAGUUUCUACCUCAAUCCCCUCGCCGCAUCCCUCCUCGAGUCAAUCAAUCCUCAAACCGUCUUCGGGUCAAUCUGGAUGGGGCACACCUCUAAUGCUUUCCAACUCUGAGGAUCCGUUACUGUCCAGUCAGCCCAAGGAUUGCGCUCCCAAGAAACGGAUUCAAUUGAACGGGGUGCCGGUGAGAUUGGUGAGUAAUCACGGACUGAUCGAGUUGAACAGCACCAACUUCACCGGGUUACUGGUGGAUGCCAAUGGGGAGUUGAAGCUGAUCCAGGCGAGCGGAGGCAGUUUUCCGGUGAAGAAUUUCGUGCUGUCCAAUGCUCAGCUGGUCACCACCAGCGGACAGGACCUGGGGAUGAAGGACAGCAGGGUGAAGGUGCAGAAGCUGACUAUUACCAAAGCUGUGCCCGCGAGUCCGGUGGCUACGAAGCUGAUCGCUAACAGGGCGAAGCUGGAGGUGAAACGGGAGGAUUGUAACGAUGUGUUUCUCAGUCCCACCACGAUUCCGACCAAUAGUCCAUCAAGGCAAUCGAGGAAGAGGUUGAGGAAUGAGCCGUUACCGUCGUCCCACCAUCAGUCGAAGCUGAGGACUACUAGGAUAAAGGGGCAGGGGACCGUAAGGUACACCGCCCAACCGAUUUUGAAUCCACAAAGGGGCGGCAGUGGACUUUAUUCCAGUAUAAAGUUUAAGUUGGGUGACGACCCCAACUGGAACGAUCCGCCUCCGGAAACAGACGCCACUCCUCACAUCAACAUCGGCCCUCAGAGCCAAUGCACCAUUCCCGCCUAUAGGGGAGUGCCAAAACGUACUACGCCACAACCCGUCUACGAAGAUCUCCUAUGGGAUCCUGGCAUUGGAGACUGUACGGAUUCCGAAGUGGAUAUGUAUCUGGAGUUCGCCUGUUGUGCCGCCAUCCCAGGCGGCGGUAGAAACAAAGAAUAUGCCAUGCAUCUCCUUCACAUGUGUUCCGGGAACAUUCAUGAGGCGAUGCUUCGUUUGAUGCAACCCACCCCACAUUUGCCCGCCGAUCAUCCCCUGUUGGCUUAUUCGUACUGUGAGAGCGAGAAGUGGACUUCGCUGGAGACGGAUUUGUUCCAUAGAUGUUUGUUGAAGUUCGACAAGGAUUUUAAUAGGAUAGCAGAAGAGAUAAAAUCGAAAUCGCUGAAGCAGUGUGUCCAGUUUUACUACGUGUGGAAGAAAGUGUGUGCGGACGAGUACAGCAGACUGAAGGCGCUCAGACAGAUGAAGAGGAAUCACAGGAAUCUGUCCGAUGCGGACGAUAAGGGUUUCCCGGAUGUUAAACUGUUGGGGAUGGCCGAGGGUGAUUCGCCCAUGAGACAUUUUUCGUGCGAAUAUCCCGAGUGUUCAGCCAGCUUCAAUUCGAGGGCGGCAUUGAACGGCCACAUCCGGAUCCACGGCGGCACGUCGCGCAACUCGCCGACGCCCUCGUCGACUGCGGGCGGCAACGGGGGCGGCAACCCGCCGUCCGAUCGCCGCCCAUCUGCCGCCGCAGCCGCCGCCGCGGCGCACGCGCACUCGUUCACCGUCUCGUCGACGAUCUGCCAUCCGGAUUCGACCGAUCAAGAGUAUCCGUGCAAGAUAUGCGGGAAAGUGUUUUCAAAAAUCAAGAGUCGCAGCGCGCACAUGAAAUCGCAUCGACCGCCGGACGCGGAGCCGUCGCGACGCCGCACCAACGACCACAAAGAACCCAAAGAAGUGGCCAAAGUGAAGGAGGAACUCCCUUCGAGCUACGAACCUUCCGUGCCAAGCCCUUUUAGUUUGUAGUACCUUAGUUAAUACAUUAUCCCUAGAUUAAUUAAUUUGAACGAGUGCGCGCGUCGCUACGUCGUUGUAUAAACGUCGCGACGCACGUCCCCCUCCCCCUCCACCCCCCCAAAAAAAAAAAAAAAGAAAUCAAAACAUGGUCACGGGCAAUCAAAUUUAUAAACGAAAAAAAUAAUAAGAGUCAGAUCAAAUUAUAGCCGUAAAUUUUAAAGAUAAACGCUAAGAUACUGCACGAUUUUAUAAAAAGACAUUAAUUUAGCAACAAAAAAAAAAAUGUUUAGGGUAUUAAUUUAAUGCAAAAAAAUAACAAAAAAUAUAAAUUAGUAUAGAAAAUGUAUAAACUCAAUCCAUAGAGUACCUACAGAGAUUUAUAUUUAAUAUUUAUUGGGGUUGUGUUACGUUACGUUAACGUUGACGUAACGUUAGUGCCUUCCGACUCUCGAGUGAGACACAACGUAAUUUUAUUUGCGCGGGAAAUUUUUGAAUUUUAGAAGAUUUUAACCCACCCCCACCCCCCGCGUUCGUUCUCCCGCACACGUUUUAGAGCGGGACACGCAAUUUGUGAACUGUGAGACAUUUGUUGUGCUCCCUUGUUCUGGUUCGUUAUGGCAGUAAAGGAAGAAAGAGACAGCGCGUUUUAAAGAUAAUUAUCUUUAAAAUUUACU
Anthonomus grandis grandis is the source of this 5571-nucleotide messenger RNA. RefSeq lists its product as uncharacterized. Gene Ontology annotation, cellular component: transcription regulator complex; histone deacetylase complex. The record is from RefSeq and is a predicted model, not a curated record. The coding region runs from base 431 to 4906 and encodes 1491 amino acids. The transcript has 20 exons. Lineage: Eukaryota; Metazoa; Arthropoda; Insecta; Coleoptera; Curculionidae. Gene Ontology annotation, biological process: negative regulation of DNA-templated transcription; regulation of transcription by RNA polymerase II. Gene Ontology annotation, molecular function: transcription corepressor activity.